This is a messenger RNA of Dioscorea cayenensis subsp. rotundata (Guinea yam), 705 nucleotides long. RefSeq names its product secreted RxLR effector protein 161-like. The transcript has a single exon. Lineage: Eukaryota; Viridiplantae; Streptophyta; Magnoliopsida; Dioscoreales; Dioscoreaceae. The record is from RefSeq and is a predicted model, not a curated record. The coding region runs from base 1 to 705 and encodes 234 amino acids.
AUGGUCAAACCAAUGGAUGCCACUGAGUACAGGCGAGCCAUUGGUUGUCUCAGGUAUUUGGUGCAUAGUCACCCUGAUAUUUCUUUUGCUGUUGGAGUAGCUAGAAGGUUCAUGGAAAAACCAACAAUAGUGCAUCACAAUGCUGUGAAGAAAAUUUUCCGGUACCUAAAUGGUACCAUACAUUAUGGGCUGGUCUAUGCCAUAGGAGGAGUAGCAGAGGUGAUCACUGGAUUUACUGACAGUGACCUUGCUGGAGAUAUGGAUGACAAAAAGAGCACGGGAGGAAUGGCUUUCUACAUUAAUGAAUGUCUUGUGUCUUGGAAUUCACAGAAGUUGAAGACAGUUGCCCUUUCAUCGUGCGAGGCUGAAUUCAUGGCGGCAAUAAUAGCAGCAUGCCAUGCACUCUGGCUUAGAAGUUUACUGGGAGAGUUAACUGGAGAAGAACUGGGAGUGGUGAAGCUGUUUGUUGACAACAAGUCAGCUAUGGCAUUAAUGAAGAACCCUGUCUUCCAUGGGCGCAGUAAACACAUUGACACAAAAUUCCACUUCAUUCGUGAGUGCAUCGAAGGAGGACAGAUUGUGGUUCAGUUUGUCAGCAUUGAGGAUCAAAGAGCAGAUGCUCUGACGAAGGCUUUGUCACUGAGGAAGCUUGCGACAAUGCAGCACCUGAUGGGUGUUCAUGAUCUCGGGCCACAUCAGGAUUAG